Messenger RNA from Paramecium sonneborni, 707 nucleotides. The record is from the annotation of a GenBank genome assembly. NCBI's taxonomy places the organism in Eukaryota, Ciliophora, Oligohymenophorea, Peniculida, Parameciidae.
AUGAAGAGAAAACUAUAUAAAUAAUCAUUGUUCGAAGAAAUAGAUUAAUUCAAUCAGAAAGAUGAUGAUGGACAUUAGAGUGAUGAUUCUUCUAUAUCUGAUGAAUUUCUGAACUCAACACUUGAAGCUUAUUGUAUUAAUUCAUUUUUAACUAUUCAAAGAAUCUUAGAUCUUUAUAAGUAGCAAUUAAACUUUUAGUUCAAUUCAUUCAGAAUAAUUAUAAUUUAUUUAAGGAGUAUUUGAUAAAUCUGAAGAAAGUGAAUAAUCAUUUGACUUCAAUAUUACAAAUGUAUAAUCUUUUACUUAAAUUUAAGAUUGAUAGUGAUAAUAGAACCACCUUAAUGAUGAGAAACAUACCAUAAACUUACACUAAAGAAAUGAUUAUGAUGGAAAUAGAUCCAAAAUUCAAAAACAAAUUUGAUUAUUUUAACUUCCCUUUUGAUGGCACAAUAAAUCCUGGUUAUGCUUUCAUCAAUUUAAAAUCUAAAUCCUACUUAAGAGAUUUCUAUACUUACUUUAAUGGAAGAAAGUGGAAAAACACUCCUUCUUACAAAGUAUUUUAUUUCAAUUUAUAUAUAUAGCCUUGCUAUUUGAAAUAUGCCAAAAUUUAACAUAAAAAAUAUAAGCAAAUAAAUCCUUAGAUCUAUUUACAAUAAAGUAGUGUAAUAAAACUAGUCCAGAGUUAAAAAUUACAAUGUAAUUUGUGA